Messenger RNA from Neofelis nebulosa (Clouded leopard), 2232 nucleotides. RefSeq names its product 5'-nucleotidase domain containing 1 (gene NT5DC1). Gene Ontology annotation, molecular function: 5'-nucleotidase activity. The coding region runs from base 147 to 1505 and encodes 452 amino acids. The transcript has 12 exons. The record is from RefSeq and is a predicted model, not a curated record. Lineage: Eukaryota; Metazoa; Chordata; Mammalia; Carnivora; Felidae.
UGGCCGCAGCCCCGCCCCGCCGUGCCCCGUCCCGCCCCUGCCGGGCCCCGUCCUGUCCCGUCCCGCAGCGUCCCGCAGCGUCCCGUCCGCGGUCUCCUCGCACCCUCCCGGCACCUGAGGCGCUCACCGGUGCUUCCAGCGCAGCCAUGGCUCAGCACUUCUCCCUGGCCGCCUGCGACGUGGUCGGCUUCGACCUGGACCACACUCUGUGUCGCUACAACCUGCCCGAGAGCGCGGUGCUCAUUUAUAAUAGCUUUGCUCAGUUCCUGGUCAAGGAGAAAGGGUAUGACAAAGAAUUACUAACUGUGACUCCAGAGGAUUGGGAUUUCUGUUGCAAAGGCUUGGCACUGGAUCUGGAAGAUGGGAACUUCAUUAAACUGGCAGAUAAUGGCACCGUGCUCAGAGCAAGCCAUGGCACAAAGAUGAUGGCUCCAGAGGCACUGGCAGAGGAGUAUGGCGGGAAGGAGUGGAAAUACUUCAUGUCUGACACGGGAAUGGCUUGCCGAUCAGGAAAAUAUUAUUUUUAUGAUAACUACUUUGACCUGCCAGGAGCUCUUCUAUGUGCCAGAGUCGUGGACUCUUUAACAAAGCAGAACAAUGGUCAAAAAACAUUUGAUUUUUGGAAGGAUAUAGUUGCUGGUAUACAACACAAUUAUAAAAUGUCAGCUUUUAAGGAAAACUGUGGAAUAUAUUUUCCAGAAAUAAAGAGAGAUCCAGGCAGAUAUUUACACACUUGUCCUGAAUCUGUGAAAAAGUGGCUUCGACAGCUAAAGAAUGCUGGGAAAAUUCUGUUGUUAAUUACAAGUUCUCACAGUGAUUACUGUCGACUUCUCUGUGAAUAUAUUCUUGGGAAUGAUUUUACAGAUCUUUUUGACAUUGUGAUUACAAACGCACUGAAGCCUGGUUUCUUCUCCCAUUUACCAAGUCAAAGACCUUUCUGGACGCUCGAGAAUGAUGAGGAGCAGGAGGCAUUGCCAUCUCUGGAUAAACCUGGCUGGUACUCCCAAGGGAACGCUGUCCACCUUUAUGAACUUCUGAAGAAAAUGACCGGCAAAAGUGAACCCAAGGUCGUUUACUUUGGUGACAGCAUGCAUUCAGACAUUUUCCCAGCCCGUCAUUAUAGUAACUGGGAGACAGUUCUCAUUCUGGAAGAGCUCAGAGGGGACAGAGACGGGAAGCCUGAAGAAUCAGAGCCUCUAGAGAAGAAAGGAAAAUAUGAGGGACCAAAGGCAAAGCCUCUAAAUACGUUAUCUAAAAAAUGGGGCUCUUUUUUUAUUGAUUCAGUUUCAGGACUGGAAAAUACGGAAGACUCAUUAUUUUAUACAUGGUCUUGUAAGAGAAUCAGUACUUACAGCACUAUUGCAAUUCCAAGUAUUGAAGCAAUAGCAGAAUUACCCCUGGACUACAAAUUUUCAAGGUUCUCUUCAAGCAAUUCAAAAACAGCUGGCUACUAUCCAAACCCUCCAUCGAUCUUAUCAAAUAAUGAGACACUGACAGCCAAAUAAACUGUCUUUACUGAAAAAUGAAGUGAAGAACCAUAUAUGCAGCAAAUAUACUGUAAAAAAUGUUAAUUUUUGAAAAAUACUGUAAAAUGCUUUCUAGGAACAAAUUCCUAAUGAUAACUAACCAAGAAUUAGAUGCUUUUCCAUAAGUCUCCUUUCUGUAUAGAUCAUCUUGAUGCCCAACAACUCUCAUUAUGUUAAAAUCUCAGUGUCUUAGAAUGGAAAGGAACCUUAUUAAUAUUUUCUAUACUAGUAAUUCUGAGAUUACGAUUCACCUGGGCGUGUGUGUGUGUGUGUGUGUGUGUAUAAAUACACACACACACACACACACUUGUACAUACACAUAUACAUACACAUAUUUACAUAUGUGCCUAGACCAAUGGUUCUCAAAGUGUUGUCCCCAAACCACUAACAUAGCAUCACCUGAGAAUUUGAUAGAAAUACAGAUUUGCAGGCCCCACCCCAGACCUGCAGAAUCAAACUCUGGGAAUGUAUCCCAGCAACCUGUGUUUAAUAUUAGUGUGAUUCAUAUACUAAAGUUCAAAAAUCACUAGCUAGACCAUAACCUCCAGAUUGGUUUAAUUGGUCUGGGAAUAGAGAUGAGCACUGAUGUCUUUUACUUGCCCCAGGAAAAGGUAGCCAGAAUUGGGAACAACUGAACUAUAUCUGUUUCUUCCAUCUAUAGCUAAGAACGCUGAGUCCAGUGAGAAUAAAUGAUUUUUCCAAGCUA